Apiotrichum porosum is the source of this 948-nucleotide messenger RNA. It is a transcript of the gene CRC1, whose product is annotated as carnitine transporter. The transcript has 5 exons. The coding region runs from base 1 to 948 and encodes 315 amino acids. NCBI's taxonomy places the organism in Eukaryota, Fungi, Basidiomycota, Tremellomycetes, Trichosporonales, Trichosporonaceae. The record is from RefSeq and is a predicted model, not a curated record. Gene Ontology annotation, cellular component: mitochondrial envelope. Gene Ontology annotation, molecular function: O-acyl-L-carnitine transmembrane transporter activity. Gene Ontology annotation, biological process: mitochondrial transport; carnitine transmembrane transport.
AUGUCGUCCGACGACGCUGCAGAGAUCGAGGCCGUCGUCACCGAGGGUGCUGCCCAGGGCAGUGCCCUCAAGUCGUUCAUCUCGGGCGGCUUUGGUGGUACCUGCGCCGUCCUCGUCGGCCACCCCUUUGACCUCACCAAGACUCGUCUCCAGACCGCCGCCCCGGGAACCUACACUGGCGCCAUCGACGUCGUCAAGAAGACCCUCGCUCGUGACGGUGUUCGUGGCAUGUACCGCGGUAUUUCCCCGCCUCUCAUCGGUGUGACGCCCAUUUUCGCCAUCUCGUUCUGGGGUUACGACAUGGGCAAGAAGAUUGUCUUCGCCGCUACCCCCGGCCGCACCUCGUCCAAGCUCACUCCCGCCGAGCUUGCCUUUGCCGGUUUCUUCUCUGCCAUCCCCGCCACUUUCGUCGCUGCUCCUGCCGAGCGUGUCAAGGUUCUCCUCCAGGUGCAGGGCCAGGGUGGAAAGCCCGCUUACACUGGCCCCGUCGACGUCCUUCGCAAGCUCUACGCUGAGGGUGGUGUCAAGUCCAUUUUCCGCGGCACUGGCGCCACUCUUGCCCGUGACGGUCCCGGUUCGGCUGUCUACUUUGUCACCUACGAGCUCCUGAAGACCCGUCUCUCUGGCCCCGUCGUCGUUGACCCCGCUACCGGCGAGGAGAAGCCUCCCGCGCUCUCGCUCGGUGCCGUCUCGUUUGCCGGUGGUAUGGCUGGUGUUGCCAUGUGGUCGCUUGCCAUCCCUCCCGACACCAUCAAGUCGCGUCUCCAGUCGGCCCCCUCGGGCACGUACAAGGGCUUCUUCGACUGCGCCAAGCGCCUCAUUGCCCAGGACGGUGUUGGCGCUCUCUGGAAGGGCUUUGGCCCGGCCAUGGGCCGUGCUUUCCCCGCCAACGCCGCCACCUUUGUCGGUGUCGAGCUCUCGCUCAAGGCCAUGGAGAAGCUCUGGUAA